This is a messenger RNA of Parnassius mnemosyne (clouded apollo), 606 nucleotides long. The record is from the annotation of a GenBank genome assembly. Lineage: Eukaryota; Metazoa; Arthropoda; Insecta; Lepidoptera; Papilionidae.
UUGCACAAUCAAAUCUAUAGUUAUGGAACGCGAUUUUCAGGCGUAGGAACAAUCAAUGUGGCCAGCACCGAGGCAUACGUUGUAACCAAAGGCAAAAACCAUUCCAACAUAGACGCUGACAUACAUAAAGUCAUUCCAAAUAAAUACGAAGAGAUAGCAGAAGACGCUAGAAAGAAGCUCAGUGGCUAUAAGCGGUACGAUGUACGCCAAAGGCCGCACUCAGCCAGGGACAAUGGUCUAGAAAGCUUAGUCCUUGCUAUAAACACCGGGGCAAAACUAAAUAGUCCAGAAAUUGGAAGGUCGAACUUUAUGCAGAAGCUGGAGAAUUUGUUAGUCGAUUUUCUGAAGGACGACCGAGUUAACACGUUUUUCAGAUCAAGAACAGACACGUAUAAUGUCAAACCAGAAAUCGUGCAUUUCAGAAGUGGUAAGCCCUCCCUGAUGGUGGAGGUCAACUUUGAACACAUUUUGCGUGCCCUUAGAGACGCACUUAACUCCAAGAAGGUCAAACAGUAUGCUGACAAAUGGGCGCAGAAGGCUGCACUGGUCUAUCGUGCCAUUAAACAUGAAUUGCACAAAGAAAAUCGACCCAAAGAAUACCUAUAA